CCUCCCCUUUGUCAGCCCCGGCCCGCCCGGCGCCGAGCUCCCGGUCCCCCGGCCGGCCGCCCGCGGCGCUCGGUGCCGGCUGGGCGCGCAGGGGGCGGGGGCCGCGGCUCGCCCCCCGCCGAUGAGCCGCCGCGGCGCGCGGGCGGACGAUGGAACUCCACAUCCUGGAGCACCGGCUGCAAGUUGCCAGCGUCGCCAAGGAGAGUAUCCCGCUCUUCACCUACGGCCUCAUCAAACUUGCCUUCCUGUCCUCCAAGACCAGGUGCAAGUUCUUCAGUCUGACAGAGACGCCAGAGGAUUACACCAUCAUAGUCGAUGAGGAGGGCUUCCUGGAGCUACCCUCCUCUGAGCACCUGAGUGUGGCAGACGCCACCUGGCUGGCCCUCAACGUGGUAUCUGGUGGCGGCAGUUUCUCCAGCUCCCAGCCCAUUGGCGUGACCAAGAUUGCCAAGUCGGUCAUCGCCCCACUGGCCGACCAGAACAUCUCCGUGUUCAUGCUCUCCACCUACCAGACGGACUUCAUCCUGGUUCGUGAGCGUGAUCUGCCCUUCGUCACCCAUACCUUGUCCUCAGAGUUCACCAUCCUGAGGGUCGUCAAUGGUGAGACAGUGGCUGCUGAGAACCUCGGCAUCACCAACGGCUUUGUGAAGCCCAAGAUGGUCCAGAGGCCCGUCAUCCACCCGCUGUCCAGCCCAAGCAACAGGUUCUGUGUCACCAGUCUGGACCCCGACACGCUGCCUGCUGUUGCCACACUCCUCAUGGACGUCAUGUUCUACUCCAACGGAGUGAAGGACCCCAUGGCUACUGGCGACGACUGUGGCCACAUCCGCUUCUUCUCCUUCUCCCUCAUCGAGGGCUACAUUUCCCUGGUGAUGGACGUGCAGACCCAGCAGAGGUUUCCUAGCAAUUUGUUGUUCACGAGCGCAUCUGGAGAGCUCUGGAAGAUGGUGCGGAUCGGAGGACAGCCCCUGGGUUUUGAUGAGUGUGGCAUCGUGGCCCAGAUCUCUGAGCCCUUGGCUGCUGCGGACAUCCCCGCCUACUACAUCAGUACUUUCAAGUUCGACCAUGCACUGGUACCAGAAGAAAACAUCAACGGUGUUAUUAGCGCCCUGAAGGUCAGCCAAGCAGAGAAGCAUUAGAAGGGCCUCUUCUGCUCCUCCCUGUCUGCCCUCCAGGCCUGGGCCCAGCCCCCACCCUGAAGAUUCUUCUUGCAGUAUUUCUCGAUGGACUGGAAAAUCAGCCCCAGGGUCCCCAAAGAGGAGGCCUCUGGGAGACAUCCCUGAUCGCUGACCCCACCAGGCCUGGGACUUAAGCCGAGGCCUCCCCAUACCUUCCUGCCUUCCUGGAGCCCCCAGACACUCCAGAGAGCCGCCUGCCUCCUCCUCCUCCUAUCCCCACCCCAGAAGAUGGUGUCUGAGGCCCAGGGAGCUGGUGAGCUGCACCGCCUUCUCUUCUGGCCUCACCCACAGCUAGAGGCAGAUGCCGAAGAAAGCUGGCACUUCCCACAAGACACUGGGGUACUGAUUUUCAUGUUGUCUUGGGGGGCUGGCCAAGUGGGACCGAGUUUGUGGAGACUGAGAAGACCCCCGUGAGGGUGGGAGCUGGAUGCCGUGGUUGCUGGUCUCUGUUCCCAUCAGCUCGGGGCUGGUUCCCGCAGAGUGGAGGCCAGUGGGGAGCCCUCGGGUCACCUGGCUGGUGAGGCUCCCCCAGGAGCCAGAGGAUCAGACCCAGGACCUGAGCCACCCAGAACCUCACCUGCUAACCACAGGGCCUGUGCCCCAACUCCCAGCAAGACUGCCAAGAGGGGCCCUGUCCAGACCCUCCCCCACCACAAGCCCUCACUCCUGGGGAUGGUUCUCAGGGGCCCACCAGCCUGGGACAUGAGCCCCUGUCCCCUCUGCUUUCCCUGGACCCUACUCGGGCCGGCAAAGCCUCAGUUUCCUCCAAGUGGGGGCAUUCCCAGCAUUCUGGACCUGGGGUUUCUUAGGUCACCCCAUCUCCCCAACAAUUGACUAGACCAGCAUAGGCCUCCCCUAUCAUCCUACCCCCGCCCCAGUUUGGGGGGACAUGGAAGGCCUCUGCCCCCAACUCACCUGCCCGCCACCCAGUAUGGGGACCGUGGCACUCACGAGUACUUGACCUGGGAGGCAGCUUAACUGAGCCUUAAUAGAGAAAAUCGUACCUUGUUUUAGUUUCUUAUUUAAUGUAUUUGCGCCCAGGCUGUGGUUGACGGCAGUUUCGGGGAUGGGGCCUAUAGAACUCAGGGGGUCCGGAGGCCCAGCAUCACUUGGCUGGCACCCUGACUCCAGGCACAAGCAUGAGAAUCGGGAACUGUCCAGGUACCGUGGCCCUCUCAAACAGGAAGCAGAGUCCUGUCACAAGACAGGCCCCAGGCGCCCCAUACCGGCCACCCAUACUCUCCUGACAGGUGCCUAGGCAUUCUGCUUCUACCGAACAUCGGAACCCAAGGGCCGCAGGAGGUGGACAGCCAGAGGGCAGACCAGCUGAGAUGGUCUGUUCUGACAGAGAGAAUGGGGUCAGCCUCCAGGCCUCGUCAAUGGGGGUGUUUUCAGAGCAAACAGAACCCACUGUGGCUCAGGCCCUCAUGUUGUUUCUCUGGCAGCCUCUGACUUGACCUGUUCCUAAGAGAAGGUCCGAGGAGCCUGGUCUGGUGAAGUCUGUGCACCCCGCUGUGUGGGACCCCGGGCCCUGGAAGCCCCUGUGGAGGAGCCUUGAGUUUGCAUCCUUGCAGACGCCCAGGGCCCAGGCACUGAUCAGGAACCCACUUUCUUCUUUAUUAAGUUAAUUCAUUUUGCACAAAACUCCAAAAUAACCAAAACGUGUUUGUUGUUUGCUGGUUCCAAAACUUGGGUGGCCGAGCGGGCAGGCAGUGCUUGACGCCCUGGGUCCUUUUUUUGUCCUCGGAAAGCCUUGAUUUCCCGUGGGGCGCCUCUCCACACCCACCCCCUCCUGUCAGCGUCCCUAUCGCGUCACCUGCCCCUACCCCGCCGUGCAAGUGUCGGCCCCGUGACCCCAGAAAUGUGUGCUCCCUAGACCCCUAGGACGUAUCUAUUGUACACACCUAUAAAUACCUGUGUUUUAUGUCGAUAUAGAUAUAUACUGUAAAUAGCAUAUAUACUUGAGCAAUAUAUAUGUUAAUAUAUACUGUGUGAGCACGCCGCGCGUGUGCGCAGGGCGUGGGCACAGACCCCGCUGUGUGUAUGCGCGUGUGGGCUGAGGGCCUCCACCCUGCUGUGUCUGCCGUGCACACACGUUUUGAGCCACCAUAAGAUUUUUAAUUCAAGUAUAUAGGCAAUAUGCUGACUGGACAAGCCGCUGGCUCCCUCAGCUCAGACUUGAGAGAAAAACAAAACCAGCAGCCCAGGAGCCGAGCCCUGGGUGGGUGUGGGUCCCUGCCCUCUCCCCCUCCUGUAGUCUCCCUUGAAAUCUAGAUUUGCCCCUCCCCUGCACCCUUGUUUUAUUGGGGGCCGUAGUACAGAGAGGGAGGAGUACUUGGAACUUCUUGCUUUUUAACAGAACCGCGCCCCCUUCUCAGUGGUCUCAGCCUGCAACCCAGGCCGGCUCGGUCGCCCCGGCUGUCCACCCUGGGGCCUCUCCCCUCCUGUGGCUGUUUUCAUGCUGAUUCUUUUCACUGGCAAGCUUAGAAGCCUCCGGCUCUCUCCCCAGGCCUGGUGACUGGCCCCUCUAACUGGAAAAGGGAUGUUUGCCUUGACUUUGUGUCCAGGGAGGAGUUGCCACCCACGGCCACCCAUUUAGUUUUCUAGUCCCUGUGCUGUGUGCGCCGAGGCCGACGCAUCCUGGUGUCUGUGUGCCUAUGAGUAGCAAAGUUAGUGGUUUGAUCACCACAGCUCUUUGGGGAAGGUUGAGGGGUUACCCCAGCCAUCUCCUGUUUCGCUGGAUGGGGAUCUGUUAGCCAAAGGGUCCACUUGGGGGGUGUGUGCUGUUUAAUGCAGCUGAUGCGGCUGGACCCACCAGAAGCCGCGCGAGGAAGGUGCCUGGUGUGGCUGAGGGUCUCGCAGCCGUGCCUGGCGGGGCACGUAGUAGGAGGAGGAAAGUGGCCUGAGCAGGCAGGCCUGGAGCUGCCCCCUGAGCUCUGAAGGGUAUGUCUUUGCCUCUGCGGUUGUCCAGUAAGAAAAACUAAGCACCUAAAUGCUAUAGUCACAGCCGCGCCCGCGCUGCAUACCAGAGUGAGCACAGGGAAGUCGGAGCUGUGCCCACCACCCCACCAUUAUAAAAAAUCUGCCUCUUCGACUUACCCCCUCACCUGGUCCCCAGUCCUGACCUGGCAAAGAGGUGGGCAGUGCCAGCUCUGCCCCUCCUCCCUCCACACACAGGGGUCUUCAGAGCCCCCUGUGGCACAGGAGAGGCUAGCCACACCACUGCCUUCAGCCUAAGGCACACAUUGAAGCCAGAGAGACUUGCUGACCUCCCCCAAAAUUCAAGGGGUCCAGAGCCCCCAAAACUACCAGCAUUGUCCCCCUCCCGCCACCUCCAGGCCACAGAACCCUGAUAGGAAGGGAGGGAGCUGGGUGGGGCCCAGACCUGCCCCCUGCCACCACCCCAUGAAGCAGUGUGGCCACUGUGACUAGUCAGGUGUACCAGAGAUGGUAGUGAGGUGCCACUGAGGUGACAGGAUACUGUGGAGAGCAGGCUCUGGGAGACGGGAAAGGUCAGACCCCCUAUCCCAAGUCAGAGGCACCAUCUGCCUGAUAUCUGAGAUGAACCUGCGUGCCCACCACAGCUCCCCUGACCGCGUUGCCCAGACCAAUCCUGGGGAGUCUCGCCGCCACCGCCACCCUGGGCCACCUUGCUGUUGUCUGCAUCUGGAAAUGGGGACAACUAGAGCUCUUCCCUGCCCCAGCUAGAAAGGGGCUUGCGGUUUCCCAGCUGACUAAGUAGCUAAGGGAUUUCUGAUGCCGCUUUGAGCUCAGGGUGGGUUAAGAAGCACCCCCAGUAUGUCUGCCGACUGGGCUAUCAGCCCGUCAGGGGACAGGCUUGGGAAGAGGGGUGUCCUGAGGGAGUGAGCCAUGGAUACUAGAAAAGAUACCUUUGCCCACACCUCAAAACUCAUUCAGGCUUGUUUUCUCUCAUUUUCAAAUAAAGGGCAACAAAAGGACAAGGGUAAUUGUCUCUUUUGCCCUUGGGGUGGGCCGUGGCCUUCAGCUCAGAAGCCUGCUCUGUGGGAAGGCAGAGGCAGGAGCUGUCCCUGACUGUGUGCUGAGGCCGCAGCCGGGCCUGCAGGGCUGGGAGCGCGGGACCAGGACAGACGCUGCGGGCACCACCUGGUGAGAAAGUUCUUAGUCUUGGUUUAAUAUGGGGUGGGCAGCCCCUGUGCCGAGUCAGGACCCUGUUCUGUACCUGCGUGGGCCCGUGUGGGUCUACACACGUGUGGGCAUGUGCUGUUACACAGCAGUGUGUGGGCACGCACGCGUGUGCAGAGACCAGGUCUGAGCUCAGGAGCCGACUCGCUUCAUUCAGUAUUGUGAGUCCUCAGCAGUGUUCUUCCCUGUGGGUCGUGGGGUGGCGAGCCGAGCCUCCCCGUAGGGCCCCAGCCCAUGUGACUUCGUUAAACGUUAAAACUGCUCUGUGAAGGGGCAGCGGCUCCCCAGCCCAAGAGGCCUGUCCACCCACAUAGGCCAGAACUGCUAAGCCGACUCCUCAGAAACAGCCAGUCCCGAAGACAGUAUUCACAGGGAGAGUGGUGGCUGCGGCGCCCCCUUGCCUGCCUGCCGGGGCUCGUCCAGAAGACUGUCCAGCAAUGCCGGAGACCCAGGGGUGGAAAAAAAUGAAAAACAGGCCAAAUUCGGGUCCCAAGACAGGCCAAGCUCAGUGCGUUUUCCUGUCCACUGCCUCAGUUUAUCUUUUCAGAAAAUGGUCCAGGAAGAACUGAGCAGGGUUGGCUCCAAAACAUGGGGGGACUGACAAAACCCCAAGCCCUCCUCUCGCUCUAUGCCAAAAUCAUUUCCGUUAUCCUGAGAUGGGGGUUCAUGGAUGUUGGAUGCACAGCAGGGCCCCAAGGGGCUGCUGCCCUGCCCAGGGCCUCGGCUUGGGGGUCUGGGCAUGCCCCAGAGUCCCCAGCGGUAGCAGCGGCACUUACAUCUGUCCCAACCCUGGGUGAUGGGAGAACAGGGCAGCCCUGCACCCAGGGCCCGCACGCUUAACUUUCUUUGUUGAAACACAAAACCCUCGAGAUUCAUGUACUGUAUGACGGAGAGAAAAGUACCUAAUGUUCCCCCCAAAAGACAGUAUAUUUUGUACUUUGUAAAGUGUUAAUUAAAAUGGAGGAAAAACUGAU
This is a messenger RNA of Talpa occidentalis (Iberian mole), 6316 nucleotides long. It is a transcript of the gene CASTOR2, whose product is annotated as cytosolic arginine sensor for mTORC1 subunit 2. The coding region runs from base 150 to 1139 and encodes 329 amino acids. The transcript is spliced from 9 exons. NCBI's taxonomy places the organism in Eukaryota, Metazoa, Chordata, Mammalia, Eulipotyphla, Talpidae. Gene Ontology annotation, biological process: cellular response to L-arginine; negative regulation of TORC1 signaling. The record is from RefSeq and is a predicted model, not a curated record. Gene Ontology annotation, cellular component: cytosol.